AAAAAUAUUAUCUUUUUGAAGCAAUAUGGAAUCUACGAAAUCAGUGUCAACUGCGGAAAAUUUCAGCCGCAAGACAAGCAAGCACAGUACUUGAAAUAGUCCAACCAUGGUGAAGAAUAAGGAAAAUUGUAAUUUUUCGAAAACAACGAAAAAUUUGACUUUCCAUAUGCCUGCUUUCGAAUGUCGGAACUCACAUCCCCUAAAUAUCAUGAGGAAAGUAGCUGAAUUUAAGCAGACUAGGAAGGGCACAAAGGGGAGGAAUCUUCAACUCAGUACAUCCAAGACAUCUGAGUUAUUAAACGAUCUUCCUAUUUUUAAUGAGCCUGAUAUUGUUCAGAAGAGCAAGGAGUUAAUCAAUGAGUCUUUAUGGAGCAACGUAGCUGACUUUAUUCUUCAUGCUAAGAAAGGAGAAAUAAAAUAACUACUUGGAUGAUAGGAAAUCAGUCACAAAUUUACCGUUUUUAUUUGAAAAGGUUGAUAGUCACUCAAAAUUAAAAAGUUAUAUCAGGAAAAGUCGAAGAACUGGGUUUAAUGAUGAUCCUACUGACGUACUUUCUCCUGACAAGGGUAUUUAUAAGUCAUCUAACAAGGUCACAAAGAAAGCAGUCACUUCUCUUGUGAGGAAUGAGCAUUCAAAGAAUCCGUUUAGGAUUGACACUAUUAAAUAAAUCAAUAACGAAAUUUAAAAAAAGUUGGAAGAGACAGCAAUUUAGCUCCCCGAGAAAGAAGAAAUUACAGAGUAUUCUUAUUAAUAAAAGAGAUGAAUAUGUCCCACCGAUUCAGCAAUUCAAAAAUAAUUUGAGGAGUACGCUUACUUUUAGAAGUAAAAAUGAAAACAUGCGUAAUUCCAGUAAUAAGUCUAAGAGUUGAAGUAAAGAAGAACACUCUAUUCAAAAAAAUUUUAACAAAUAAAAAGAAGGUUUUCAACAAAGUUGGGCAUGUAAAGAGUCAUAAGACUCUCCAAAAGGCAGUUCCUAGAGUAAACAAGAGGUAUGGUCAGAAGAAGUUGAAUGUAAAUUUGGAUAAGUACAAAUUUAAUUCUCCUCCUCCAAACUCAAUUAAAAAUAUCAACAAGAAAUCUAUUAUGUCAUUGAAUGGCAAGUACCUUAUAACUUCUCCUCCAAAGUCUACCGUCUCCAUUACUGAGAAGAAACCAGCCAGAGGGCUCUCUCCAAGAGCUUUAGUUAAUAAAUCAGAGAUAUUGAAGAAGAUCAAAGAUGCUGUUAAGAAUGGAAGCCCUUUUGCUAAACAGCUGGAAUAGUUUAAGGGUGCUAACACAUG
Molecule: messenger RNA, 1281 nt
Organism: Moneuplotes crassus
Lineage: Eukaryota; Ciliophora; Spirotrichea; Euplotida; Euplotidae
Source: the annotation of a GenBank genome assembly